CACCUUGAGACCAGUUGCAUGUGGUGUUCCCGGAGGCAACAAAAGGGAAUUUUAGCGGAGGGGCCAAAGGGCUCAAACAGUUGAACACCCAGGUUUGGUCUUGCUUGUUCAUCGUUCAAAUUGUGUGUGCGUGGGGAUGUUUCUGGAUUAUAAAAAAAAUAGUUAGGCGUUACUAAAAAAAUUUGAAUAUAAAAUUUUUAGAUUAAAGAUUAAUGGUAUUACCAAGUUAAAUUUUCUUCUCAAGUUCUUAGAGAGAUAUAGACGUAGGAGUAAAUGCUCAGUGAUUGGAUGCAUCUUGUUACCUAAAGUGUAUCGAAGGCACAUGCGAAAAUCAUGAUGCAUUUCUUUGGGGCUGACAAUUUUUAGCAAGAUAAAAAAAAAGGUUGAUUGGGAAUUAGAAAUUUCAAACUUUGGAAUCUGGACGGUUACGAAACGUCCCAUCUGCAUGGGAUUUCUGUGAGUAACUCAUAACCAAAUCAUGAGUUAAAUCUAAACACACCUAAAGCCUUCUUUUUUUAAUUAUAUAUAUAUGAUAACAUCAUUUCCGCCUUCUUUGUGUUGGUAUCCACUAUUCCUCCUUCCGUAUAUUUAACUCAUGAUUCUGUGUUACGUUUUAUGCUUUGUUUUUCAACAACAAAAUGCGAAAAUGAUCUUAUUUAUCAAAACAUAAUAUGAAAUAUCUAACAUUUGGAGUAAGUUUAAUCCAAAACUUUCUUUUUAAGUUCAAAUGGUUUCUAUUUUAGUAACUUCUUUGUUAAGUUUAAUUGCGACUUAAAUAGGCAGAAACAAACACACAUAUAUUAUGGUUAUCAAUAAUUGGGAAAACACAUGCCCUACCCUGAUUUCAUAUCAUUAUGUUAUAUGCCUGCUCUUAAUGUUUGAAUAUCAAUUCGAGAUCAUAGAAAAUAGGUAUAGCAAGUCAUAAGCCUCUUAGCAUAACCUUUAAAUAAAACCAUAACUCUUUCCUGAAUUCAGAAGUGGAGAGACAGUGGAGAUGGAGCUCUUGGAGAAUCAGAAAAAAUUAGAGUGCUUCCGCCUGAAAAGGUUGGAGUUUAUGAAAGAAAUGGAGAAUAAAAGGUUGGAGGUUAUUUCCUUUUCUUUUAUGGGUAUGUCAGAACUCCCAACAGAUUUUUAGGACCUAUCAGAUACCAAACUUGGUGUUCUGUUUGGAUACUCAAAACCGAAUUGCUGUGGGAACUAGGCUAUUUUCAUAUCAAGUUGAGUUGAAUCGAAGUUUGGAAUGUGGGUAGAAUAGGAUCUUACAUAAUGUUUUUGUGCUUUCCCUACUUCACAUGUACUUUAAACUCACGAUUCUGCAUUUUAUAUGCUUUGGCUUUCAACAACUAAGUGCGAAAAGAUUAAGGUACUGUAGUACUGUUAAGCCAUUGGCGAUGGAGUACGUUACACUGUCCGGUAAACUUGAAGAGGUUGACAGCGCGAAGACCCUACUGAGAGGUAGGAUUGCAUCCGCAGCGGAGGAUGAGCUUCGUAGCCGCCUCGACGCAGCUGGCAACACGAUCAAAGCUACCAUAGCAAUUAAGGGAGCCGAAUGGCAGAAGAUGGAGCUUGCAUACUUAACUCAGAAGAUGGAGCUUGCAUACUUAACUCAAAAAAAGGUUAAGUAUGCAAGCUCCAUCAUCUGCCAUUCGGCCCCCUUAAUUGCGAUGGUAGCUUUGAUCGUGUUGCCAGCUGCGCCGAGGCGGCUACGAAGCUCAUCCUCCGCUGCGGAUGCAAUCCUACCUCUCAGUAGGGUCUUCGCGCUGUCAACCUCUUCAAGUUUACCGGACAGUGUAACGUACUCCAUCGCCAAUGGCUUAACAAUACUACAGUACCUUAAUCUUUUCGCACUUAGUUGUUGAAAGCCAAAGCAUAUAAAAUGCAGAAUCGUGAGUUUAAAGUACAUGUGAAGUAGGGAAAGCACAAAAACACUAUGUAAGAUCCUAUUCUACCCACAUUCCAAACUUCGAUUAAACUCAACUUGAUAUGAAAAUAGCCUAGUUCCCACAGCAAUUCGGUUUUGAGUAUCCAAACAGAACACCAAGUUUGGUAUCUGAUAGGUCCUAAAAAUCUGUUGGGAGUUCUGCCAUACCCAUAAAAGAAAAGGAAAUAACCUCCAACCUUUUAUUCUCCAUUUCUUUCAUAAACUCCAACCUUUUCAGGCGGAAGCACUCUAAUUUUUUCUUAUUCUCCAACAACUCCAUCUCCACUGUCUCUCCACUUCUGAAUUCAGGAAAGAGUUAUGGUUUUAUUUAAAGGUUAUGUUAAGAGGCUUAGGACUUGCUAUACCUAUUUUCUAUGAUCUCGAAUUGAUAUUCAAACAUUAAGAGCAGACAUAUAGCAUAAUGAUAUGAAAUCAGGGUAGGACAUGUGUUUCCCCAAUUAUUGAUAACCAUAAUAUAUGUGUGUUUGUUUCUGCCUAUUUAAGUCGCAAUUAAACUUAACAAAGAAGUUACUAAAAUAGAAAUCAUUUGAACUUAAAAAGAAAGUUUUGGAUUAAACUUACUCCAAAUGUUUGAUAUUUCAUAUUUUGUUUUGAUAAAUACGAUCAUUUUCGCAUUUUGCUGUUGAAAAACAAAGCAUAAAACGUAACACAAAAUCAUGAGUUAAAUAUACGGAAGGAGAAAUAGUGGAUUCCAACACAAAGAAGGCGGAAAUGAUGUUACCAUAUAUAUAAUAAAAAAAAGAAGGCUUUAGGUGUGUUUAGAUUUAACUCAUGAUUUGGUUAUGACUUAUGAGUUACUCACGGAAAUCCCAUGCAGAUGGGACGUUUCGUAACCGUCCAGAUUCCAAAGUUUGAAAUUUCUAAUUCACAAUCAACCUUUAUUUUUAUUUUUUUAUCUUGCUAAAAAUUGUCAGCCACAAAGAAAUGCAUCAUGAUUUUCGCAUGUGCAUUCGAUCCACUUUUAGGUAACAAGAUGCAUCCAAUCACUGAGCAUUUACUCCUACGGCUAUAUCUCUCUAAGAACUUGAGAAGAAAAUUGAACUUGGUAA
Messenger RNA from Linum trigynum, 2991 nucleotides. The record is from the annotation of a GenBank genome assembly. NCBI's taxonomy places the organism in Eukaryota, Viridiplantae, Streptophyta, Magnoliopsida, Malpighiales, Linaceae.